UGAAGCAUCACUGCUGAGCUCACCAAAAAACAGAUCUAAAGAGAGCAGAGAGUCAACAGAGAAAGAAAAAAGCAGGGCAGAAGCUCAUUAGUAACAAAUGAUCAUCAGCUGGAGGAAGUGAGUGAAUGCAUGUGUGUGUGUGCUUAAGACAGUGGAAGACCUCAGAAGAGAGAAGUGUCAGCAGAGGAGGAUUUAUGCUGUCCAGUCUUGACGUUCAUCCCUCCCUCCUCCUCCUCCUCUCCUUCCCCCCUUCAGCAGGCGGGCUUUUUGUGGCUGACCAUGCGAGGAUCCUCUCAGUGCUGCGGGAAUCUCCUCUCCUCCUCUGGAUAGUUCUGCAGCUAUCAUUUUGUGGCUCAUUGACCCCGUCGCAGUUUUGAUAGUUAUCUUUUCCCAAAGGGAACGUCUUGGACAAGGAUCCACACAACUUUCGGACUGUGUAGACGUCUCCUUUUUCUUUUGCGCUUAAUAAUUGAUGGUCUUCCUCCACCGCUGCUUCGAAGGUAUCCACAGGACAGGAUCAAGGCAGAAAGUUGGGACUGUGACCCCCACAUGAUCCCUCAGUGUGUCCUCUUUGUGUUGUACACUGCAUCUCCUUCAUCCUCCUAAUUCAGAAUGCAGGUUUCAAUUGCUUGCACGGACCACAAUCUGAAGGGUCGGAAUGGGGAUCAUGGAAAAACGAAUGCCACCAGUCCCAAUGUGGUAAAUGCAGCACGGGCAAAGUUCCGCACAGUUGCCAUUAUCGCUCGGAGCUUUGGCUCUUUCACCCCACGCCAUCACAUCUCCCUUAAAGAGUCCACCGGCAAGCUCACUGGCAUGAAGUACCGGAACCUUGGGAAAUCUGGAUUGAGAGUAUCAUGCCUUGGUCUGGGCACUUGGGUGACAUUUGGAGGGCAGAUUUCAGAUGAUGUUGCUGAGCAGCUGAUGACUAUAGCGUAUGAGAGCGGGGUGAAUCUGUUUGACACUGCAGAGGUGUACGCUGCUGGAAAAGCGGAAGUCAUUCUGGGAAACAUCAUCAAAAAGAAGGGCUGGAGGCGGUCCAGUCUGGUUAUUACCACAAAGCUCUACUGGGGCGGAAAAGCUGAGACUGAACGAGGCCUUUCUAGGAAGCACAUUAUUGAAGGUCUCAAGGGCUCCUUGCAGAGGAUGCAGAUGGAUUAUGUAGAUGUAGUCUUUGCCAACCGGCCUGAUAGCAAUACACCAAUGGAGGAGAUUGUCAGAGCCAUGACCUACGUGAUAAACCAAGGCAUGUCCAUGUACUGGGGGACUUCACGAUGGACAGCUAUGGAAAUAAUGGAGGCGUAUUCUGUGGCAAGACAGUUUAACCUGAUUCCUCCAGUCUGCGAGCAGGCUGAGUAUCAUCUUUUCCAGAGGGAGAAGGUUGAGGUGCAGCUGCCAGAGCUCUACCAUAAGAUAGGUGUUGGUGCCAUGACAUGGUCACCUUUGGCUUGUGGGAUCAUUACUGGAAAAUAUGAAAACGGUAUCCCAGAAUCCUCCAGAGCAUCAAUGAAGUCAUACCAGUGGCUGAAAGAGAAGAUAGUCAGCGAGGAUGGACGCAAGCAGCAGGCAAAGCUGAAAGAACUGGGUCACAUUGCUGAGAAGCUGGGCUGCACUUUGCCUCAGCUCGCCGUAGCCUGGUGUCUGAGGAAUGAGGGAGUGAGUUCAGUGCUAUUAGGAACCUCCAAUGCAGAACAGCUAACUGAAAACCUGGGAGCCAUACAGGUACUUCCGAAGAUGACGUCUCAUGUGGUCUCAGACAUUGAUCAUAUACUUGGGAACAGGCCAUACAGUAAGAAGGACUAUCGUUCCUAGGUGCUGCGGGCACACGCUCAGGGUCAAGAGAGAAGUGUGUGUAGCAGUGUUCGUGCCCUAGUGGUUCUUGCUCCGAAUCUGUUUUCAUCAUCGGCCUGACCUCUCUCUCUUUCUCUCUGAAGCCUUAGAGCACCGUCCUCCAUUAACCAUACCUCCAUCCCCUCUGUUUCCGCUGGUGUGCCUUUGCACCCCAAAACCCACAGCAAGAAUCCUCACGACUAGUGUUCAGGUGUCUUCUCGUAAUGGCACCUUGCUGGAAGAGAGCUUCACUCGCUGAUGUGAUCUGUGAAGCGUAUAAACACCCAUGAUCCAUGUCUGGCCUCUGCUCAGCCAUCGGGACGUCUGGCGGUUUUAGCACGCAUACUGGAGGAACAGAGCAUGACGCCCUCUUGUGCUCAAACACAGCAACUGCAAAGCUGUUUCACAGACUGAAGAGCUCCGACUCAGUGGAACAAUGCACAUUCAUAAAGAUUCAAGCUGUUCUGCCUGUGCAAGAAUGCCUGUAUUGAUAUUUUAUGAGGUGGUUUAUUUUAAGUUAUUUGCUUCAUAGUGUGAGCCACAGGGACAUGUGGUAGAAAAAUAAAUCAUUAAAUAAAUGCACACUUUUGACCUAGGAAAUUACUUGAAUGAGGGUAGCAUACACCUAUGAAUAUCUGCUUAUUGAACAUGCAGCUGUAUUAUAAACUGACCUCAAUCCCUACUGCAGUAUAUAAGUAUACAGUAUUAGAGUUGAUCUAACUUGCAUAGACUAUAUUAUGCCAGCAGCCUAAGCAUUCAUGAUGCUUAAUUAUAAAUAAGUAACUUGGUUUUGCUUUGGGUACAGUAAAGAAGGAAAUCAGGAGAGGACAACUUAAAGGGAUGCCCUUGUGAAAAAGAAGUGUGCCUAAUUGUAAUGGAUCUGCACUUGUUAAAGUUACAGAUAAUAUAAUGUCAGUGAACUAUAAAGCCACUUAGGUGUGCUUAAAGGGAGAGCACUUUCAUAAAUAAGUUUCUUAAUACACUGUUGUACUUUUAAAAAGUCAAUUGAAAAAGGUUUUGCUUUAAUUAACAUUUGAAAUAAUUGUGGUUUAAUAAUCUGUUGCCAUGCUUUAAAGCAUUACACUUACUUUGAUGUGUUGCUAACAUACUAAAGCGCAUUUAAUGUAUAGCCUACUUAUGAUUUGAACUGGAGUUUGUUAUUUGUAAUGUGUUAUUACAUUUAAAGGUACUAUACUGCAAAUGUGCUAAACUGCUAAUUUAUCAUUACAAAUGUGUAAAUAUUUACAUUUAAAUAUAGUAUUUAAAUAUAAAAUAUAUAUUUAAAUACAUUUAUUUCACCACAAAUGCUUUUCAGCACACUCAGACUUGUGCAUCCGAAAAAGAAUUCACAGCGCUUCACUUUUCCACAUUUUUUUUAUGUUACAGCCUUAUUCCAAAAUUGAUUAAAUUCAUUUGUUUCCUCCAAAUUCUACACACAAUAGCCCAU
Messenger RNA from Danio aesculapii, 3274 nucleotides. It is a transcript of the gene kcnab1a, whose product is annotated as potassium voltage-gated channel subfamily A regulatory beta subunit 1a. Gene Ontology annotation, cellular component: extrinsic component of cytoplasmic side of plasma membrane; cytoplasm; voltage-gated potassium channel complex. The transcript has 14 exons. The record is from RefSeq and is a predicted model, not a curated record. Bases 613 to 1809 code for a protein of 398 amino acids. NCBI's taxonomy places the organism in Eukaryota, Metazoa, Chordata, Actinopteri, Cypriniformes, Danionidae. Gene Ontology annotation, molecular function: potassium channel regulator activity; transmembrane transporter binding; voltage-gated potassium channel activity. Gene Ontology annotation, biological process: transmembrane transport; negative regulation of delayed rectifier potassium channel activity; potassium ion transport.